AUGGAGGAGUACUCUGUGGUCCUGUACAAGGGGUAUACACCCUGGCAGAGGCUUCUGCUCACAGCCUUCCUCUUAACCUUCUGGCAUCUGUCUACCAUGGCCCACGUGACUAUUGAGUCACUUCCACUCCAAGUGACUGAAGGAGAAAAUGUCCUUUUCCUUGUCCAUGAUCUCCCAGAGAAUCUUACAACCUUUGCCUGGUUCAAAGGUCUAACAAAUAUGACACAAAGAAUUGCAAUUUGUACAAUGGACAACAAUUUAAGUCUUCCAGGACCUGUGCACACUGAUAGAGAGACAAUAUAUUGCAAUGGAUCCCUGUUGCUCAAAAAUGUCAACCAAAAGGACACAGAAAAUUAUACCCUACAAACCUAUAAUAGACAUGGAAAAAUUGUCUCAACAACAUCCAUGUACCUCCAUGUGUCUGCCUUCCUUUGGAAGUGUGGGCGCCUUGGUACCUCUGCCAAGAUCACUAUUGAAUCAGUGCCACCCAGAGUUACUGAAGGGAGAAGUGCUCUUCUCCUCGUUCACAAUCUCCCAGAGAAUAUUGAAAGCUUUUUCUGGUUCAAAGGAGUUGUUGGAGUCAAGAACCUUAUGGUUAUCUGGCAUAUACCAGAGAGGAAAUCAACUAAGUGGGGGCCUGCAUACACUGGCAGGGAGAUCUUGUACAGUGACGGAUCCCUGCUGAUUCCCAGUGUCAAUCAGAAUGACCAAGGAUUGUACAUCUUACACAUUCUGAGAAGAGAUGACGAACUUGAAGAAGCUGAAGUGCAACUCCAGGUGGACACUCCCCCUUCUCUGUUCUGUAACCAUCUCACAUCUUCCCAACUCAUGAUCCAACUGGUGCCUUGGUAUCCUGCUGAAGGGGAGAGCGUUCUUCUCCAAGUUCGUAAUCUUCCAGAAGAUCUGCAAGCCUUUCUAUGGUACAAAUCAACGUAUGGUGCCCCAAUCCCUAAAAUUGUAGAAUAUACCAGAGCUAUGAAUUCUACCAUCUGGGGGGCUGAACACAGAAGAAGACAAUGGAUGGUGUACAAUAAUGGAUCCCUGAUGCUCCAGAAUGUCACUGAGAAAGAUGCAGGAAUGUACAUGCUAGAAGUUUCAAAGAAUGAUUCCAAAAUUGAAGAAGCAUCUGUGGAACUUUAUGUAAAGAAGAAUGUGACGCAACCCUUUGUGCAAAUCACUGACACCACAGUUGCAGGACAUAGAUCUGUCAUCUUCACCUGCAUCUCACCCGACACUGAUAUCUUCAUCCACUGGUUCUUCAAUAACCAGAGUCUGAGGCUCACAGAGAGGAUGACUCUGUCCCCAACAAAGUGUGGACUCAAAAUAGAUCCUGUCAAAAGUGAGGACGCUGGAGAGUAUAAGUGUGAGGUCUCCAACCGAUUCAGUUUGAAGACCAGUCUUCCAGUCUCCUGGCCAUGA
Molecule: messenger RNA, 1419 nt
Organism: Onychomys torridus (southern grasshopper mouse)
Lineage: Eukaryota; Metazoa; Chordata; Mammalia; Rodentia; Cricetidae
Product: pregnancy-specific glycoprotein 22-like
Exons: 5
Coding region: 1-1419 (472 amino acids)
Biological process (GO): T cell activation
Cellular component (GO): external side of plasma membrane
Source: RefSeq, a predicted model, not a curated record